This is a messenger RNA of Iphiclides podalirius (scarce swallowtail), 294 nucleotides long. The record is from the annotation of a GenBank genome assembly. Lineage: Eukaryota; Metazoa; Arthropoda; Insecta; Lepidoptera; Papilionidae.
AUGAACCCCCACUACCACGGGUACGGGGAGCUCAGCUCGCCUCACCCGCCGUCGCCGGAGGCCGCGUUCGCCGCGAACGGCCACGACUACCCGCACAACAAUAACAACCCAGCGCUGAAGGAAUGCGCCGGCUGCGGCGGCAAGAUCGUCGAGCGCUUUCUGCUGCACGCCCUCGACAGAUACUGGCAUCACGGCUGCCUCAAGUGCACGUGCUGCGGCCAGGCGCUGGCGGACAUGGGCCGCUCGUUCUACUUCAAGGGCGGCAUGAUACUCUGCAAGAACGACUACACGAGG